AUGCGUUUCUCACCUCUUGUUGCUAUUGCCCUCUUGGCACUUGGCGAGGGGGGGCUUUGCGAUGAUCGCCAAGAAAGCCAGUUGAAGAUGUUCGGUGGUAGCGUUGCCGGCCGUGCAGCUGCUCUUGUAAGACCAAGCGUCGACAAGCCUUCAGUCACCAAGAGGCAAAUCAGUUUCUCGGGCGGAGGGAUCAACAUCGGCGGAGCAGGAGGUCUUCAGCUCGGCGGCGGUGGAAAAGGAAAGGGCAACGGCCAGGCCGGAGCGGCGGCCAACCAGACGGCCAACGGCGGUGGAAACGGCGGUCUAUCUGUCGGAGGAAUCCAGCUCGGCGGCAAGAAGAAUGCAGGAAGCACUGGGAACAGCGCCCUCGAUGCCUUCCUGAACGCGGCCAAUGGAAAGAAGAACGGUACCGCCAACGCUGGAGGUGCGGCCGGCGGCGAAGGGAAGGGCAAAGGAAAGGGCAAGGGAGAGGGUGGACCAGGAGCUAACCCAGGCGAGGCGGCAAAGGCUGAACAAGGACUCGGUUCAAAUCCUGGCGAGGCUGCGAAGGAGGCACAACGGAAGGGCGAGGGCAACGGCGUUGGGACUGGGGCCGCUCCUCCGGCUGGCGAAGGACAAGCUCAGCCCGGACAGGCCGGUGAGGCGGCGAAACCUGCCGGAGAAGGUGGUCAACCGAAGGCAGUUCAAGAGUCGGAGCAGUUUAAGGACAAUGCCGGCAUCACCGUUGGAGCCGACGGCCAGGUCCAGAAUGUCGGCGGCAAUCUCGGUAUUACCAAGGGCAGCGAUGGUAGCACCUCUGUCGGCGGAAAGUCCGGUAUCAACAUUAGCCCCGGGGGUGCUCAAAGACAAGGCAAAGGCAAGGGUAACGGGCAGCAAGCCGCACCUGCCACUCCGCCAGCUGAGGGACAGCCGGCUGCUCAGCCCGCCCCCGCCGAGCCUGCCGCCCAACCCGCAGCUCCUGCACCGGCACCGGCACCGGAAGCGGCCCCACCUGCGGCUCCGGCUACUCCCCCGGCACCGGAGGCUUGA
Molecule: messenger RNA, 1029 nt
Organism: Colletotrichum aenigma
Lineage: Eukaryota; Fungi; Ascomycota; Sordariomycetes; Glomerellales; Glomerellaceae
Exons: 4
Coding region: 1-1029 (342 amino acids)
Source: RefSeq, a predicted model, not a curated record